AUGCCUCGAAGCUCAGAUAGAACUGCGGCUGGACACCGUUCCCUUGAGUUAAAAUCAGCAAACAACAACUUACUUGAACCGGUGGAAUUCCUAGAACUCAAUUAUCAGGUUAUCAGUCCAGAUCGGUCUAAUAAAGGAUUGGAAAAGGAAACGGGCAAGCCGGACCUGGGUCUGCGUGAGGCUUAUGAGGGAACUUUGCGGAGGAUAAACGCGAUCUCUGGAGGUGGCAACUCGACAAAGUGGAUAAAACCCCGACAAGGCGGCGCUGAAAGAAGAAAAGGAACAUUAAGGAAAGUCAAACCAAGGCAUCUAACUGCCUUAGACAUUUGGGUCAAUCCAAGAUGGACGGGCGGGCUACCAAGCUACUCCAAGACAGAGAUAGGCCAGGGUUUCCCAGCACGCGCGGUUGCCGAGUUUUCGCAUGAGCAAAGCCACCUUGCAAGCGAUCGGGAACCACCGGCGCGUAAACCGUUUGGCCAAGCGCCCUUGGUGUUUGCAUUAACAACAACAGAGCUGUGCCUGGCUCCGCCUUUUUCUCUCUUUGUGUUCCAAGGGUGGGCAGAGCACAAAUCGCUAGACCACCGAGAUUUCCAGAAACCCCAAGCGAAAGGAACGCCACCAUCACACGCUGGAGCAGAGCCUCCCUCCCAAUCACACCCUAUCUCUCAGCCCGACAGAGCCGGCACCCCAGCUCGUGGUCCUGGGAUGCAUACCCACAUGUCAUCUAGCGCCCACCAGCAAUCGGUUGCGAUCAUCACCAUGCUGAAACGCGGCCAGCCCUGA
This is a messenger RNA of Pyricularia oryzae 70-15, 783 nucleotides long. RefSeq lists its product as uncharacterized. The transcript is spliced from 6 exons. Lineage: Eukaryota; Fungi; Ascomycota; Sordariomycetes; Magnaporthales; Pyriculariaceae. The record is from RefSeq and is a predicted model, not a curated record. The coding region runs from base 1 to 783 and encodes 260 amino acids.